UAUAAACAAAAAAAACAAAAAAUAAAAACAAAAUACACAUAAUAACAAAUUAGUACGACUCAUUCGAAAUUUCUAUAAAUUUGAAGAACCACCCCUGCUGGGACCAGGAGCAGCAUUCCCAUCACCAUAUGGACCGCCAGAAUUUCAUCAGCCCACCGAUAGUUGGAAAGGUGCACCAAUACAUCCAGUUGCAGCAACAGGUUUAAUGAAAGAACCACCAGUAGUACCAGGACGUAAUGGACCAGUUAAUUUUGCAGUUGCAGCUGGACAACAACAGGGAGCUGUUAUGAUGGUAUAUGGACUUGAUCAUGAAACUUCAAAUACAGAUAAACUUUUCAAUUUGGUAUGCUUAUAUGGAAAUGUUGCCAGGAUAAAAUUCUUAAAAACCAAAGAAGGUACAGCAAUGGUACAAAUGGGUGAUUCAGUUGCAGUUGAACGUUGUGUCCAACAUUUAAACAACAUUCCUGUUGGAAAUAAUGGAAAAAUACAAAUAGCUUUUUCAAAACAAAAUUUCCUAUCGGAAGUCAUUAAUCCAUUUAGUCUUCCAGAUCAUACGCCAAGUUUUAAAGAAUAUACUGGUUCAAAAAAUAACAGAUUUUUAUCACCGGCACAAGCUAGUAAAAAUCGUAUCCAACCACCGAGUAAGAUUUUACACUUUUUCAACACACCACCUGGAUUGACUGAUGAGCAACUGAUAGGAAUUUUUAAUAUCAAAGAAGUACCACCAACGUCGGUUAGAAUGUUCCCAUUAAAAACAGAACGUUCAUCAUCUGGAUUAAUUGAAUUUUCAAAUAUUGCUCAAGCAGUUUUAGCUAUAAUGAAAUGUAAUCAUUUACCAAUUGAAGGAAAAGGAACUAAAUUCCCUUUUAUAAUGAAAUUAUGUUUCUCAUCAUCGAAAAGUAUGAAUGGUGCAUGGAAUAACGCAGCAAGUGAAGGAAUUGUUGAAAAAGAAAAUGAUGUAGACGUUAAAAUGAACAUUUUAAAUUAAAAAAAGAAAACAAAAAUUAAAAUUAAUAUUAAAAUAACAAUUUUUUUAAAAAAAAAAUAUAUUCAAUAAAUUUAUAAUUUUUCACUUUAUUACUGCUAUCUUCUUAAAUUGUUUUUUUUUUUCUAUUGUAAUUAUACAAUUAAUUAAUUAAAUGAAUUAAAUUUUUGUUUUUUUUUUUUUAAAUUACAAUUUACAAUAUCUUAUAAAAUUACAGAAAACAAAUAUGAAUUUUUUAAAACUAUAGAAAAGAAAUAUGUUUUUGUUUUUUUCUUUUUUAAUGCAAAAGCUUAUAUUAUAAUUA
Messenger RNA from Condylostylus longicornis, 1289 nucleotides. RefSeq names its product heterogeneous nuclear ribonucleoprotein L-like. Gene Ontology annotation, molecular function: mRNA binding. Gene Ontology annotation, biological process: regulation of RNA splicing. The transcript is spliced from 5 exons. Gene Ontology annotation, cellular component: nucleus. The record is from RefSeq and is a predicted model, not a curated record. Lineage: Eukaryota; Metazoa; Arthropoda; Insecta; Diptera; Dolichopodidae. The coding region runs from base 206 to 988 and encodes 260 amino acids.